AUGGCCCUCUUAACACCCCAGGGAGUGAAAAAAGUCUUCCAAUUUCAGAAAACAGAAGGUCGGGAGCAUCUACGGAGACUGCUGAACUGGGAAGAGUUUGAUGAACUGAGAGACGCCCGCAGAAGCAUCCUCCUGGAUACCCUCUACGAAAGUAUCAUCUUUGCCGUGGGCAAAGGCUUCCCAUGGGUGGAGGUAGCCAAGGUGGUCAAGUUUACAGAAGAGCUGAUCAAGGAAACCAAAGGCUGCUCCAUCACUGAGGCUGUGACAAUCCUAGGGAACAAGCUCAGAGAUUAUCAGGGGCAGUUCAACACCACCCACCUGCUGGCCCUCUGUGACUACUUCCACAACACCUUCAUCCGCCACUACAAACUCUACCAGUAUGUCCUGGGCCAGGACCAGGAAGUCAACCUGACUGUCAUCCACCUGGAGGUGUGUUUGCCACCCCAGCCCCUCCCACUCUCUGCGGGCAUGGACAGGGAGCUGUGGAAGCAUGAGCAGCAGGUGGCCGAGCUCAGCAUGGCUGAGGUGCAGAAGCGCACCAAUGUGCUGCUCCUGAAGGAAACGCUGCACCUGGAGCAGGAGCACAUGCUACAGAAGAAGUUCUCGGAGGUGCUCGCACAGCACACCCAGGUUCUGAAGAGAGAGGAAUUAGAAAACCUUGUCCAAGAGGCCAUUCAAAUCCAGAUUGAAUGUCUAAAAAAGCUACUACAGUAUGAGAUACAGAUAACUUUUGAUAUUUUGGACCUGAAACUUCAGAAGAAGGCUUUAAAUCUCAAUGCUCCUGUUCCUUUCCCACUCUCAAUCACUGGCCAGCCCGGCCAAGAUGAAUCUCUUAAGUUCAACAAAGCAAACAAAGGAAAGAAAGCGAAAGCCAAGAACUAG
This is a messenger RNA of Pteropus alecto (black flying fox), 882 nucleotides long. RefSeq names its product chromosome unknown C8orf74 homolog (gene CUNH8orf74). The transcript is spliced from 4 exons. NCBI's taxonomy places the organism in Eukaryota, Metazoa, Chordata, Mammalia, Chiroptera, Pteropodidae. The record is from RefSeq and is a predicted model, not a curated record. The coding region runs from base 1 to 882 and encodes 293 amino acids.